This is a messenger RNA of Dendrobium catenatum, 706 nucleotides long. RefSeq lists its product as uncharacterized. The coding region runs from base 56 to 496 and encodes 146 amino acids. The record is from RefSeq and is a predicted model, not a curated record. The transcript has 2 exons. Lineage: Eukaryota; Viridiplantae; Streptophyta; Magnoliopsida; Asparagales; Orchidaceae.
CUGCAACUGCUACUUCAUCGUCUUCUUAUUGCUCGAUCAUUACUUGGAAGAAAGCAUGGAAAUGGAAACCUCUACUUCUACCAGUUCGCCGUCCCAACUCCUACUGCUCGUCCUCCUCUUCCUUCUGCUCUCUCCUUCACCUUCUCAGGCGGGAGAUUCAAAAUUAAAUGAAAACAAGGAGAAUACGCAAACCCUAAAUGCAGUAGAGAGAGGCAUCGGGAUCACCGGCUUCAACAGCCAUUGGGAAGCCCUAAGCUCCUGGGCCAAACUCGCAUGGAUGAACCUCCGCCCACCUGAUUCUUCAGGAUGGCGAAGGUCGGGAACAGGGGAGAAGAUGAAGGUGGCGUCAAAGAAGAGCUUUGAGACGAGCAAAGACACGGUGGAGAAGUCGGCGGCGGCGGCGGCCAAGGCGGCGGAGAAGGCGGUGGGGAUGACGAAGGAGAAGAUAAAGAAGGUUGUUUUCAACUCUAAGGGAGACCAGGAUGCAGAGCUCUGAAUCGAUUUCAAGGAUACAUUAAAUUAUGGUUUUAAGUGAGGCAGUUUUCUUCGAUUAAUACAUAAUAGAUAUAUCCACUUGUGCUUUUGCUAAAAAAAUCAUCCCAAACUAAGAGCUUUAGUCUGUUUUUUGGAUUGAUGUUAGAUGGAUUUCUCUUUAUUUUUAAAGGAGCUGAUGCUAUUUCCUUAAGAACAUUUAAAUUAUGGAUUA